AUGGACGACCUUCACCAUGCACUUUUACGGAUCCUGAUGGCCCAGAUCCUUAAGGCUUCUGGGUUUGACAAGUGCAAGCCGACAACGCUAAAUACAAUCACCGAUCUUUAUAUCCAUUUUUUAAAACUUUUACUUCAAAAUUGCUUAAAAUAUCAAAGUCAACGUCAUGGUACUCGAAUGGAUAUUCGUGAUAUUACAAGAGCCAUGCUAGAUGUGGGACUUUUAAAACCAAAUAGCUUCGAGGGGUGGUUGGAUGUGUCAGAUGUCCCUCGGUAUGCAUACGUUCAAGACCCCGGAUCUAACUUGCAUAAAAAUUAUCAUCCUAAAUCGGCACAAUCAUUUCGCGAUUGGGUCAAAUAUAGUGACCAAUUCCGGGUAUCACGCCAGUUGGCCGAGGUGCCGCGUGAGUUGGCCCAGAACCUUUUGGAGCGCCGGAAAUUGGAUACGUCGACCGAGUCGGAACAAGAACGUAAACGCCGCCGGUUGCGUGAACGACAGGAAUAUUACAAUCAUUUCAAUAUGCAUGAAGACAUUAAUGAUGAUGAUGUCGCCGAUGCAAUGGAUGUAAAUGUGUCGUGGCUCGAAUAUUUGGCCGAAAAAGAUUUGAAGUUUGGCCACGACCAAACUUAUGCCAAUACUGUUUUGGAACGUCAUGUAAGAUCCGGGGGUUCCGACCUGCGACAUUCCAAUCAUUAUUUGGUUGCCAAUGAUGACGUAGAGGUUCCUGAACAUGUUCAGGCAUGUUUACCGUACAAUAGAGAACGUAUAGAGUUGUAUGGGAUAGAUAAGUGA
Meyerozyma guilliermondii ATCC 6260 is the source of this 792-nucleotide messenger RNA. RefSeq lists its product as uncharacterized. The record is from RefSeq and is a predicted model, not a curated record. Bases 1 to 792 code for a protein of 263 amino acids. Gene Ontology annotation, molecular function: protein heterodimerization activity. Lineage: Eukaryota; Fungi; Ascomycota; Pichiomycetes; Serinales; Debaryomycetaceae. The transcript has a single exon.